Messenger RNA from Enterobius vermicularis (human pinworm), 174 nucleotides. The record is from the annotation of a GenBank genome assembly. NCBI's taxonomy places the organism in Eukaryota, Metazoa, Nematoda, Chromadorea, Rhabditida, Oxyuridae.
UUGUUAGCCUUUCUUAUCUGUACAAUGGACGAAACUUCUUCUGCUUGUGAAGAUUUACAAUAUUUCGAAAAACGUUUAACAGAAGUAAUCAAGAGUAUGCAGCCGGCAGCUACCAGAUGGAGGUGUAAGUUUUAUUCCAGAAUUGCUUAUUAUUUAAAAUCGCGGCCAAGUUAG